Molecule: messenger RNA, 5887 nt
Organism: Salmo salar (Atlantic salmon)
Lineage: Eukaryota; Metazoa; Chordata; Actinopteri; Salmoniformes; Salmonidae
Product: chromatin remodeling regulator CECR2
Biological process (GO): single fertilization; chromatin remodeling
Cellular component (GO): CERF complex
Molecular function (GO): protein binding
Source: RefSeq, a predicted model, not a curated record
GCUAGCACUCUCCGGACCGGGUUGUAAUGGCAACUGACUGGAUGGAACAUCAACAGCAACUUUUGUAGUUCAUUUGAAGGAAGUUUCAGUUAAGGAGGUUUUACACAAACCUUGAGGAAAUUAUUUCUAAUGUGAGAAACAAAGUUAUACAGUUUUCGGUUCGAAAAUGUCCCAGGGAUGUACAAUUUAUGUGGAAGAGAUCCAGUCUUGGUGGGAAGUCCCCGCCAUAGCCCACUUCUGUUCGCUGUUCAGGACUGCAUUCAACCUACCAGAUUUUGAAAUUGAGGAGCUGGAAGAGGCGCUACAGAAGCAGGACACAGACUUUCUGGCUGACCUCCUCGUCUCACUGCUGCAAGGAUGCUACCAGCGUACAGACAUCACUCCCCAGGCGUUCAGCAGUUAUCUGGACGACAUCAUCAACUACCGCUGGGAGCUGGAGGAGGGGAAGCCCAACCCCCUGCGCCAGGGGCCCUUUGAGGAGCUGACCCCGCGCACACAGGUGGAGCUGCUGCACAGGCUAUGUGACUACCGCCUGGACGCCGCAGACGUCUUCGACCUGCUCAAGGGCCUGGAUGCGGACAGCCUGCGCGUGGAGCCGCUGGGGCAAGAUGGGAGCGGUGCCCUCUACUGGUACUUCUAUGGUACCCGCAUGUACAAAGAGGAGCCGGUCAAGAGGAAAGCGGAGCAGCUCAGUGAAGCCCCUGAGAUCAAACCAACAGAGAAGAGGAAAAGGGGAAGACCACCAAAGAAGAAAGUGGAGGAGAUCCAGCUAAGUGAGGUGGAGAGCGACGUGAAGGAGAAUGGACUGGAAGGUCUACACUCAGGCACAGACCGGGAGCGCGGUGCCUGGUCCUUGGUGUGUGACACGGAGGAGCAGUGGGCCAGUCUGGCCGAGAGCAUCAGAGACAAAACGUCCCCCCAGGACCGCCACCUCUACCGCAUCAUCAGCCAGAACUUCCUCCCUGAGAUCAGCAGCAUGAUCGAGCACAAGGUGAAUGAGCAGAAGCAGAGGCUGCUGGACCCCACCCCAGUAUGCAGCUCUUACCGGCUCUCUGAGAAACGCAUGAGCCAAGAGGAGGAGGACACGCUGCAGGCCAUAGCCAACAGGGAGCAGCAGAAACAGAGGGAUGAGGACAUGGACAGGCAGGCCCUGCUGAUGGAGCAGAGACGAGAAGAGGAGAUGCUGCUGCAGGAGGAGCGCCAGAGAGAGGAGCUGGAGAGACUCCAAGCUGUGGAGGAGCGAGCGCGGCGGCGGAAACUGCGUGAGGAGAAGGCCUGGUUGAUAUCCCAGGGGAAGGACCUGCCCCCCGAACUGCUGCACCUGGAGCCCCACUCACCCAUCCAACGCUCCCGCAGGACAAAAGAGUUCUAUGAAAUUGAUGAUGAUUAUACGGCGUUGUACAAAGUGUUGGAGGCCCUGAGAGCCCACAAAGAUGCCUGGCCCUUCUUGGAGCCUGUGGAUGAAUCCUAUGCCCCCAACUAUAAUGCGGUCAUUCGGACUCCGAUGGACCUGUCCACCAUCGAGACUAAGCUGAAUGAAGGGGAGUAUAUUGCCAAGGAAGAGUUUGUGUCUGACAUGAAGCUCAUGUUCGAAAACUGCAUUGAGUACAAUGGGGAAGACAGCGAGUACAGCAUCAUGGCAGAAUCCCUGGAACGUUGUUUCAGCCGGGCGCUACUCAAGCACUUCCCGUCGGAGGAUGGCGACACGGACGAGGAGUUCCACGUGAGCGGCGAGGACCGUGAGAGAGACCGGAAGGAGAAAAGGCGAAGCAAAGGCAACAAACAGGCAGGGCCAGAAAGCUUGAUCCGAGCCACCGAGCAGGCCUCACGCAAACGGACACAUCCAGGGGGCAAGGGCAGCACCCCAACGGAGGAGAAUAAGCCAGCACAGCCACCCCCUCCCCCCCACUGGGCCAAUGGACCCCCACACCCCCAUGGCAUGCCUCAUGGACAACCCCAUCAUGGGAACCUUUACCACCCAGCACAGCAGCAGCACCAGCGCCCCCCUAAUCCCCACGGCCCACACAUGUACGGCCAGAGGAUGGACCCCAGCUACGCCUACCCUGGACAGGGACACAUGCCCCGGCCUGGGGAUCCAAAUGCUCACCACAUGCCUCAACAUUACAACAUGCAGCCACACAUGGGGGAUGGACACCACGUUGGCCAUAGAUACCAAAUGGGGCCUGAUGGCCAUCCUCUUCAGCCACAGCACCACCGGCAGCAGCACCCCUACAUGGGUCCCACCCAUGGCCCCUCACUGGGCCCCCGUCCCGUGGCCCUCCAGUCUGGGGGCCUCUGCACACCCAUGCCCGACAGCAGCAUGUACUUGUCUCGCCAGCGCACCAACGGCCACCCCCUACACCCUGGAGGGAACUGCUACCCUGGGCCUGACGUCCCACCACGACACAACUACCCAGCCUUCCAUCCAGGCAUGGGCAUGCCUCCUAACAUGUGGUCAGGGAUGAACCACCAAGGCCAGGAGAGGCCCAGCGGACCUGGGAAACAAGUGCAAAAUAUGGCUAACCACCAGCAGCUCUCUUAUAACCACAGAGGUCCACGUCCCAUGGGCCCCAAACCCUGGCCAGAGCAGCAUGGGGGGCCCGGAGGGUACCCCUCUCAUCCCAAUGGCCAGUACAGGAUUUCCACUGGCAUCACCAGCUCCCCGGGACCCAUGACCCUGCGGACCCCCAUGCCUCAUCAGGACUCCAGGCAGUGUCUCGCCUCCAUGCUGGAGAGCCCAGAGAUGAUUGCCCUGCAGCAGCUGUCUGCCUCCUCCACUGGACUCCCUGCUGGCUCCUCUCACCAGGACAUGGGCAACUUUCAGCAGCAGCCCCCACAGGGUGUUGGCAGCGCCCCAACUCACCCCUCGCAGUACCACCCUCCCCCUGAAAUUCAGCUGCUGCGUCCUGCCAGAGACAAUGGCCCGGACAGCCAGGCUGCCCAUCACGCAGAUUUGAAGCCCAAAGGGUCCACGUCAGAUCCCGAAACAUCCAACAACAACCAUGCAGGAGCUCGGGUAACCCCCGUCCCAUCUGAACAGGAACGCACCUCGUUCCCCAGUCCCACAGAGCCUCCCAGUCGCCCCACUCGGAGCAUGCAGAGCCCCUCUGCUCCAAACUGGGGCAGAUCACAGGAGAGGGUUAGCGGGACCGGGGAGCAGGCUGCGUCUGGGCUGGGACUCCCACAGAGCUCAGAGACAAACGACAACCAAGAGGGGGAGAGCAGAGGACAAUCUGUCAGCCAAACUCCCCCUCAUCAGAACAACCCUUCCAUUGUUCAUCCUCUGCACCCCCACAAUGGCCCCCAGACCCCUCACUCCCAGAAUGCUCCACAGCAUAUUAUCCAGAGCCCCCCCCCAGCAAAUCCUAGAGAAUGCCACUCACCUUCAGAACGCCCAUCAACACAAUACCCAGAAUGCACAGCAACAAAACAUCCCUCAACAUAUCACUCGGAAUGCCCCACAGCAAGGAUCCCAAAACCCCCACCAACAAAACUCUCAGAACACCUCCACAUGUGGCUCAGAAUGCCCCUCAACCAAUCUCCAUGCAUGGAAUGCCACAGAGCGCCCCCCCAGGGGGCCCAGCCUGGCCCUGGUCCACCCCAGCCAGCACCUCUCACCUCCCUGCCUCCCCAGCCCAGCCCAGCCGACCAGAGGCCAAGUGAGCCCACUAGCAGGAGGGACUCUGGAGGCAGCUCUGGUAACUCCAGCAUGACGAAGUCUGGACCUCCAACUGGCAUCUAUAAACAACAGUCGUUCAGUCCCAAGGCACAACAGACACAGCCCGGUAACCAGGGGCCAAGGGGACCGGCACCUGGUCACAACCCAGCCAUGCCCCCCCACUCACAGGGCCAGGAGAAUGGAGCCAUGGGUCAAUAUGGCAUGGGCAGCCCAACACAUCUGCACUAUGGUCAACCUAUGGGCAAACCCAUGCCCCCUUCAAAUCAACAGCCUUACCCGAACCAACCUGUUCCCCAGACCAUGAACCCCCACCAUAACCCUGCCGGCUACCCCACCUACCACCAGCGAGGAGCUGCCUAUCCAUACCACAUGGCCCAGCAGCAGCAUCCCCAGGGCCACCCUAACAUGUACCCCCAGUACCAGCAGCAACACUUCUACCCCCAGCCCCAAGGCAAUAGCCGGGGGGGCUACCUCUCCGAGGAGUGGCACAGGCAGCAGCAGUACCAGCCUCGCCAACCCAUGCCCUCCAACACCUACCUGCCUGCAGCCAGUGCCAACGUCAAUGGGCGCCUGAAGGAGGGCAGCAGCAUGGGCUCCCCCCUGGGUUCUGAGGGCUCCGGGGGCAGCCUGAUGUCCCCCAAUCCCCUGCCUGACGGCCCCCGUGGAGGAUCUGUGGAGAAGGAGAGUAGGGAGGCCGGCAGCCCUGUGAAGCAUCAGCCUGCUCGGGUAGAGGAGAGCUCAGAGCGGCCAGAGAGCCCCAAAGAGAUCCUGGACCUGGACAGCCACAACGCUGCCGCACGCCGCCGGAGUGCCCAGGCCCCACCUCACGUGGCCAACUUCCUGUACGAUUCCCGAGCAGUGCAUACUGGGAUGCAGCAGGGCGGGGCCCCGCCUCCCCACAUGAUGUCUCAUGCUCCAUACCCCAACCAGCCAGGUUACCCCAGUGGACACUACGCCCCCCAGAGACCCCACCCCCACCUCAUGGAAGCCCUGCACCGGCCCCAGCACCUGCCCUUUCCCCCGGGGCAGACCCGCAUAGCCAUGUACAGACAUCCCCAGGUUGGAGGCCACUUCCAGAGCAUGAUGGUCCAGCAGAGAGGCCUGGCACCCGAACACUUCCUUCACCCAGGGCAACAGAUGAUGUCUCCCAGCGGUCCCAGCAGUAAACAGGGAGUUUGAACAACUCUGUGGGCGCAGGGUAAAGGACAAAAGCAACAAAAACCUGUACACAAAGCAGUGCCUGCAUAUCAUCCUCCCAUGACGAUAACCUGUGUGGUUGCCUGUGUGUCUCCUGUCAUAAGCCUUUAAAUGUGACUGAGCUGUUGGAACCGUGAUGUUCUCUGCUGUGGAGCGGCUCAAAAUGGAGUCUUGUCCGUUGUCUUGUCUCGGUCUGUCUGUGUCACGGGGCACCAGUAAGUACUGCUCUCACUGCAUCAGACAGAAAAUAUGCAGUGUGUGCAGACAAGGGAAACAUAUUUAUUUGGGAAUCUCUUUAGGGAAUGAGUUCUUUGCCCUUUGGGGAUGUCUGUCUGCUUCAUGUGGAACCCUCACUGAGACUGCCUCUCUGCAGAGACAUGGCUCUGUCUGCCAGUGGACUUCCAGUUCAGACUGUGUGUACAGCUGGUCCCUUCCUGCAAGAACAUCUGGAGAUCCUGCUCCUCUGUCUGCAGCCUCACACUGGUUGGACAAAGCUACUGGUCAUUGGGUUUUGUCUGGAGGAAGGCUCUUCCCCUGACUAUAGCUCUCCUAUGGACCUCCAGCCCCUUCGGUCCUAUCAGAACCUCUACAGAAGAGAAAAAUGUAUCCGGUGAUGAGAAGAGGGCUGGUGUUAUUGUUUCUGUUUUUUUCCCCCCAAACCUUUUUAAACUCAGGUGUAGUAAAGGAGGAACUUUAAGACUGUAGAGAAGCCGUCAUCAGAACCCUGUCGACAAACAGGCCUUGCCGUUUCCUUUUUGUUGAAUGUAUGUGUGAAUGAUAGAUAUAGACCUGCAGAGAGCCUUCUCUGCUAUGCACUAGGGAUAGUCUACACAUACUGGAGUGGCCUUGGAAUUUUUACGUUAGUGCUUGUUUAUAUAUAUAUAUAUAUAUAUCACAGUUGAAGUCGAUAGUUUACAUACACCUUAGCCAAAUACAUUUAAACUCUGUUUUUCACAAUUCCUGACGUUUAAUCCUAGUAACAAUUCCCUGUCUUAGGUCAGUUAGGAUCAG